CCUCAGUCAACUGUCGGGGACAGCUGGGCGGAAUACUUUAAGUACUGGGAACAGUCUCUGCGCGGAAAGACUGCUGACAUGCCGUCUGCCUGUGAGGUACUGGAGGCUCAGCCGACAGUCACCUCCGAGGAGCCGGUCUUUGACUUUAAACUCGAGUCCUCGCCACCGCCCCAGACUCUGCUCCUACCGACUUGUCCGCAGCAGGGGGAGAUGGUUCAGAUGGCGGAAGUGCAGCCUUCUUCACAGACAUUCGCAGAAAGUUGGCUGAUAAUACCCCUCGCUUGCAACCUUAUCUCUCUCUCUCUCUCUCUCUCUCUCUCUCUCACCUUCCUCAGUUGGAAGCAGAAUUCACCCAUUCCAGCUAUGCGACCGCAGGGUGCAUUCCACCAGUCUCACUCCACUUUUGGCGACCUCCAUCCAGAAGACGACAAAUUUUGCAGUUACGUCAACGCCUAG
Dibothriocephalus latus is the source of this 456-nucleotide messenger RNA. NCBI's taxonomy places the organism in Eukaryota, Metazoa, Platyhelminthes, Cestoda, Diphyllobothriidea, Diphyllobothriidae. The record is from the annotation of a GenBank genome assembly.